Molecule: messenger RNA, 735 nt
Organism: Adineta steineri
Lineage: Eukaryota; Metazoa; Rotifera; Eurotatoria; Adinetida; Adinetidae
Source: the annotation of a GenBank genome assembly
AUGAAAUUAUCGACAGACAAAUAUGAAUAUAUGGAUGAAGACGCCAUCGAUGCUAAAUUAAAAUGUAUUAUAUGUGCUCAACCAUUUCAAAUUCCAGUGAUCCUCGAUUGUCAACAUACGUUUUGUGAAGUUUGUAUUGAUACAUGGAUUAAACAAAAUGCAUCGUGUCCUAUAUGUCGUCGUCAAGUUGAAACGAAUUAUGUUUUAACAAAAAUAACUGAUUUGAAUAUCUGUAAUCAACUUGAUUGUCUUCCUGUUCGAUGUCUCCAAUGUCAAAAGAAUGAAAUCCAACGAAAUCGUUUUAAAAAACAUUUAAAACGAUGUUCGAAAAGUCGAAUAACAAAUCUUUCAGAUUCAAUACAAAAUCGUUUCAAGAACAUAAAAAGAAUAAUACGAACAAAACAUAGUUCUUUAGAAACACCGACUCCACAAAGAAGAGUGACGCCUACUGUCGAAUCUAUUCAACAACAAUUUACUUAUCGUCCCCCAAUACAAAUUAAUGAACAACAAAUUUAUAAUUCACGUCCAAGACCGACUACAGUUCGUCCAUAUGAACGAAAUAGGAAUGAAAUUUUCAGACAACAAAGCAAAGCAAUACGUGGUAUAUUAAUUGUGCUUGGCGUCAUUCUUUUUUUAUAUUUUAUUAGAAAUAUUAUUGGGUAUCUUCUGUGUACUUUAGGAAUACUCUUUCUUUUAUUACUUUUAUAUCAUUGUUUAACUUAUGUACCAUCCUGA